AUGGACCCUGCAAGUGCCCUUGGAGCCGUUCUCACGGCGCUUCAAUUAUGUACAUCUGUGCUCAAUAUAGGAAACAAAGUCCACGGCGAGUUAUUCGGCGAUGAUAAGAGUGUCGAUAAGUUGAGACAACUCAAUGGCCGCCUUCAAAUACUUGCCAAGGUUUUUGAGAACAUAGUAGAACAGACGAGAGAUAGUGAGCACGGUGUUGUCGAGCAAUUCCAUGGAACGCAUACUCUAGAAAAGACUCUUGACGAAUGCAAAGUCUUCCUUAAUAAUUACCAAAAGGCGCUUUCGGAAUCGGGCCGCAGAUCAACUCUUCAACGAGCUAAGUUCAUCGUUGGAUCCGACGAAACUCGACUAGAACGAUACAACAAACGCAUCGACCAACAUUAUCUAGAACUUCAAGAAUGGAGAUCGGGUGUAUUGUCGAAAAAAAUCGACGAAGUGAUAGCAAGAACACACAAUACACCCUCAUCUACAACAUCGCAUGAAAAGUCUCAUUACUCUACACCUCCUAGUCAUUUGCUUGAUCGAAGACCGCAACGAACUCUCACGGGCGACACACUGCUACCAAGUUCACCACGUCUUAGCCCUGACUCACCCGGCAUACAGUCAGUGUCGCGCACACCAUCGUUAGCAUCGAUACCGGAAUCACCCCUAUCAGUAAUUUUGCCAUCCGGAGUCCGCAGUCGUAAGGCGUCUCAGCAGUCUAGAGACCAUGGUGGACAAGUGGUAUCACCAGCACAUUUAUUGUUGACACCUGGAACGGACCCCGCGAAUUGGGGGUAUGCCUCGGCCAUAGAUUCCACAACAGUAUCGCGGACGAGUUCUGAGGUGCGAAGUCGUGAGGAUGUAUUUGGACAAAUCUCACCUCACAUAUACCCAGGGCCACCCUCUGUGACUGGCAUGGAAGCACCUUUUGCCUCGCCCUUGAGCGAUUCUCAUAGUGCAAUUUUGGUGCUGGGUAAACGAAAAUGGACAUUCAAGGCUGCAUCAUGUGCUAUCAGCGAUGUGAAGGGGGUACAGGUCUUGGUAUGGGCUAAUAACACAACGAAACUAAGUCACUAUGUCCCAACACCCGUCUCCAAAAUUCCACAUACGAGGCCGUCAAAUCCAGGCGACACGAGAUUUGAAGUUUCUUUCUUGCCGUCGAGCUAUAAGCAUAUUUUUGAGAUCAUUGAACAUGGCGUUACCGAAGAAGUGCACGAGAAGCCCAGGUAUCAAUUCGUCUAUAAAACAGAUAGAGAUGCAUUUCAACAAAAGUUUCGUGGUCAUCAAUUCCUUGAGAUGGUACAAGCGAGGAGCAUCCGUGCCCAGAGUGGUAUCAUUGCCCAGGUGGUGCAUCUUAAGGUCUGGAGUCGAAAUGAAUCAGAUGAGGAACCAACAUUUUCAUUUGCCCGACACGGCGCAAAAGAAAGCAACCAUCAGGAAGAAUACAAGAUUCGAUGGUUCAGGAAGACGCCAGAACUAAGGGAUACGGCGAAACUCGUGCUUGGAUUCUACUCUCCUAACGCCGAUCUCGAGUAUGGCAAACCGCCCGAGACACCGAGCAGGAAAGCGUCCAUGAUCGAAAACUUUGGAAAUAUGAUGCGGAGGCAGUCGGGCAGCUCAAGCAAGUCACGAUCACCAUCUAUUAGCACGACACCGCAGGUGUUAUAUGACAGGACCACCAAAGGGAUCAUACCCAACGCAGAUGUUCAGCACAUCGCCUAUCUCGAGAUUGAGUUUGCGUCCCCGAAAUUAAGAGAUGCCUUCAUCAAUGCAUGUUACGAAGCAGAUCGCAGAUCAGUCUUGUCAAAAAGAAACACCGCCAUCUCCGAUGGACUACCAAGUCCGCAAGUCAGUUCGCGACCGGCUAGCCUCCUCAAUGUACCCUUUGAGAGGAGUCCUAUAAGUGAAUCUCUCCGAGGUAUGCACGAGUCGCCGACAUUUAAUGUACCGCGAUAUGCACCGACCCAGUUGCAGGACUUGUCACAUUAUAGUCUGUCUGAACCGUCGCUAGACUCUGCACAAGACGUUCGCGUGGCGACACUAGACUAG
Molecule: messenger RNA, 2040 nt
Organism: Truncatella angustata
Lineage: Eukaryota; Fungi; Ascomycota; Sordariomycetes; Amphisphaeriales; Sporocadaceae
Exons: 5
Coding region: 1-2040 (679 amino acids)
Source: RefSeq, a predicted model, not a curated record